CAUUUGUCCCUUCGCAGUUUCCGUAGAGGGAGUUUCCUGUCACUGCGACCCAUGCGAUGUUUACAGGAGCACAGAUCGUCAGUAUCUGUGUUGUUGUUCGUCCUGGCAGCCGUUUACUUGUUAAACCCUUCCAUCACCUAACAUCUGCUCAGGAACAGUGAAGAUGGCAGACAAGGCUCCUUCUGUUGCCAUAGAGGCUGUCCUGAAGCCCAGCUGUGACCUUCCUGAGGACAUGCCGAAGAUCCGCGGCUAUGACUUUAACCAGGGGGUGGAUCUCCACGCCGUGCUGAAGUCCUACCUCCACACGGGCUUCCAGGCCAGCAGCUUAGGCCUGGCCAUCCAGGAGAUCAACAACAUGAUAGAGAAGCGUCUGGAGCCAGUGGAGGCGGCUGAAGGAAACGAAUCCGAUGAAUCUCCUCCUAAAUCCGGCUGCACCAUCUUCCUGGGAUACACCUCCAACCUCAUCAGCUCCGGAGUCAGAGAGAGCAUCCGCUACCUGGCCGAGCACAAAAUGGUGGAUGUGAUCGUGACGACGGCUGGAGGCAUCGAGGAGGAUCUGAUCAAGUGUCUCGCUCACACAUAUUUGGGAGAAUUUAGUUUGUCUGGAAAGGAGCUCCGUCUGAGAGGCAUCAACAGAAUCGGGAACCUGCUGGUGCCCAACGAUAACUACUGUAAGUUUGAAGACUGGCUGAUGCCCAUCCUGGACCAGAUGCUGCUGGAGCAGAACACAGAGGGCACCCGUUGGACUCCUUCCAAAAUGAUCCAUCGGCUCGGCAAGGAGAUCAAUAAUCCGGACUCGGUCUACUACUGGACGUACAAGAAUAACAUCCCAGUGUUCAGUCCUGCUCUGACUGACGGCUCUCUGGGCGACAUAAUCUACUUCCAUUCCUUUAAGAACCCUGGCUUGGUUCUGGACAUCGUUGAAGAUAUUCGCAGGAUGAACAACCAGGCGGUUUUUGCCAAGAGGACGGGAAUGAUCAUCCUGGGAGGAGGGCUGGUCAAACAUCACAUAGCUAAUGCUAAUCUAAUGAGGAACGGAGCUGACUACGUGGUUUACGUGAACACCGGUCAGGAGUUCGACGGUUCGGACUCCGGAGCUCGACCCGAUGAGGCCGUUUCCUGGGGGAAGAUCCGGACAGACGCCAAACCUGUGAAGGUGUACGCCGACGCCUCCCUGGUCUUCCCUCUCAUGGUGGCCGAGACCUUCGCUCUGCAGGCCCACAAGCUGACCGCCGGCAACAAAACAGAAUAACUGGCCUCAAACGCUCCGUCAGAAACAACAAGCAGCUUUGUUCCUUCUCUGGGUAAUUGGACGCAGGAGUCUGAAUCCUUUAGCUGAGAAUAGCAGCCGGUUGUGGGAUGUAGUGAAACUGUAAGGGAACAAUGGUGAGGGUUUCCUCUUUAACGCCUUCCAUCCCAGUGUUUUCCUUUCUGCUCAGACGGUUGACAGCAUCAGCACCAAAGAGACUGUCUGGAGGUUUUAGCUGAGGAGAGAGACGAGGCAGCCAAGAGUUUUAAUUCAUUUCACUUUAACACACAGCGGGUUGCUGUUUUCAUUCAUUUUACCUCACUGCUUCUAUGUUUUUAUUAUUAACCUGUUAGAUCAGGGGUGUCAAACUCAUCUUAGUUCAGGUCCACAUUCAGCCCAGUUUGACCAGUAAAAUCACAGCAUAAUAACCUGUAAAUAACCACAACUCUUAAUGUUUCCUUUGUUUUAGUGCAAAAAAGUACAUUCUGGAAAUGUUCGUGUUACAAAACAUCAUGAGCAACUGGAAAUUUCUUAAGAAAAAUAAAUUCAAUUUCACAUCAUGCCUCAGUUUAAUAUCUACACAUUACAACUUAAAGAUCACAGUUUAUCUACAAAAAGCACAAAGCAUUUAGUCACAGCGAUCUGGAACUGAACAAUAUAGUAUUUUACUUUAUGAUCAAAAUGGCAAAAACAAGACAACGUACUACAAAAAUGAGACACAAAGCAACAAAAAAUGAGACAAAAAAAGACAAAAUGACAAAAACGAUACACAAAACAAUGAAUAAAGCAAAACACAUAAGGACAAAAACACAAAUGAGACAAAAAGGAAACAAAACAACAAAAACAAGCAACAAAAUGACAAACAUGAGGCAAACGACAAGUCAGACAAAAAAAACAAAAGAUAUUACAAAAAUUAGACACAAAAUGACAAAAACAUAGACAACACUAGCGUUUUACAAAUGUACAAUCUGCACUUAAUGUCUUCUCUGUAAUUUUUACUCUUUACAACGUCGUCCUACGGGCCGGAUUGGUCCCUCUGUUGGGCCGGUUUUGACCCGCGGGCCGCAUGUUUGACACCCCUGUGCUACAGGAUUAAAGGUGGUCUGUGCAAUUCAUAAAUCAGGAGGUUCUUUCUGUGUUUAACGGAGGUUUAGUGAACUUUUACAUUAAAUACUCUUCUGUAGCUGCUCUGUGUUAAAGGCUCCAUGUGUUGUUUUGCACUAGUUAGAUGCAUUUGAAAGAUAUUCAGGAAAAACAAAGGCUGUUAGCUGCAGAAAGUGGGCACUUUAUUAGGUUAGAAAUAAAACAGCUUCUCUCCUUUACCUUUCAGUUUAAAUGUGUGAAUUCAGCUGUAUUUUAAUGACAUGUUUACAGGUGAGGAGGUGUUUCAGGAAAUGUCUCUUUCUGUUUCCAUUUCUCUGCCACAAACCCGAUCAUUGAAUGUAACUGAACAUUUUAUGCCUCAUAAAAGCAGAUUUUGCGGCAGAACAGUUGCAUUGGGUUGUGUCAUGUUGUAGCUAAAAAUAAACUUCUCUUUAUAUAACCAGU
Molecule: messenger RNA, 2797 nt
Organism: Amphiprion ocellaris (clown anemonefish)
Lineage: Eukaryota; Metazoa; Chordata; Actinopteri; Pomacentridae
Gene: dhps
Product: deoxyhypusine synthase
Exons: 10
Coding region: 164-1252 (362 amino acids)
Biological process (GO): peptidyl-hypusine biosynthetic process
Cellular component (GO): cytoplasm
Molecular function (GO): deoxyhypusine synthase activity
Source: RefSeq, a predicted model, not a curated record